AUGGCACGACAAAGAGGUCUUUCAAAUGCCUCUUCGGCCUCUUCGGCUCCAGAUCAGGAGCUGGGGAGCAUGUACGACUAUCUAGCGAAGAUCAUCCUCCUAGGACCCAGCGGUGCCGGAAAGUCCUGUGUACUACACCGAUUCGUCAAAGAAGAAUGGCGGGUCCUCUCCUCUCAGACCAUCGGUGUUGAAUUCGCCUCGCGAAUCGUGAAACUAGGCACAGGCCCUCGCAAACGCCGCAUCAAACUCCAACUCUGGGACACAGCAGGGACAGAGCGCUUCCGCUCCGUCUCCCGCUCCUACUACCGCGGCGCAGCGGGCGCAGUCCUAAUCUACGAUGUCGCCUCCUACGCCUCCUUCGCUUCCCUCCCGACCUUCCUAAUGGAUGCUCGCGCCCUAGCAUCUCCCAACCUAUCCGUCAUCCUAGCAGGCAAUAAAGUCGAUCUCGCAGAUGAGGAUGAGCGUCCUCCGCCCACACCCACGGCCUCCAGCGUCUCCAGUCGUGUCUCGUCCAUCCCUUGGGAGAAUGGUUCGAUUCGAUCGAGUCCCGGGACGAGAUUGACGGCCACGCGGGCGGAGAGGGAGAUCAGUGCGGAGGAGACGUCGCAUUGGGCGGCGAAGUGUAAUAUACCCGUGGCGGUGGAGGUGAGUGCUUUGACAGGGGAUGGAGUGGAGGAGAUAUUUAAUCGAUUGGCGAGGAUGAUUCUUACCAAGAUUGAACUUGGGGAGAUUGACCCUGAUGAUCCCUCCAGUGGGAUCCAGUAUGGCGAUGGGGGUCUUUAUCAUGGGAGUGAUGAGAGUAUUCGAAGUCGGGCCACCGAUGACAAUUCCAUGCCGAUGCGCAGGAGAAGAACGGGGAGACCGCCGUCUGGGAAUGGGUGGAAGGGAGGUAUGAGGGAGUGGGAGGAUGUGUUUCGAUUAGGCUCAAGUCGAAGAAAUCAGGGCUGUUGCUGA
Molecule: messenger RNA, 954 nt
Organism: Penicillium salamii
Lineage: Eukaryota; Fungi; Ascomycota; Eurotiomycetes; Eurotiales; Aspergillaceae
Source: the annotation of a GenBank genome assembly